GGUCGCAAGAUGCCUAUCGACGAAGCCCGCCGACUCGCUCGCACAGCUGCUGAACGGCGGAGAACAUUGUCCGCCGGCUCUGGACAGAAGCUUGGGGGAACACCACUCCUGAAGGGGACGGAUGUGCGGAGAGUCAUCGCUGAUGCCGCUCAACGACGCAUUGAUGUUACAAAAGGAUGCGCUUCUGGCUCCAGCGAAAGCGAUGAGCUUGUGGAAGAGGCUUCUCGGAACGGCUUCCGAACCAAGGCUGAAGAGGACGAUGCAAAUGAGCGGGCAAUAAUGGAGGCCUACAUUGAGAUGAUUCAGGAGGAUGAACGUACGAAAUGGGGCUCGUUAUAUGUCCCUCCUAGUCAACAGAAUCCCGCUGGACCGCGAGGAACUGUUUAUCCAAAUGCCGCACCUCCUGUCCCAGUGCAUUCGAGGCCCCGCAGGCAGCUGGUUUCUACCACGAGAACUCUAUCCGAAUCUGAACCUAAUUCUGGAGCGAAGAGCAGUGAUAUUAUAGACGAUAUACCAUGGUCAUGUUCAGUUUGUACACUCGAGAACCCUCCUACUUAUCUAUGCUGCGACGCAUGCAGCAGUGAACGACCUACACCCUCGUCCCUGACAGCCCAGUCUCGACUCGUGACGAAGCCUACCACAAGUCACACGAGGAGGGAUUUAUCGAAAUCUCGCAGCCAGUCAUCUUCUGAUGUCUCCAGUAGUCGAGUUCUCUCUCUUAAGAAGAAUGCCUUGGAAACUGUCGCUGCAUUGGAACAAAGCAGGUCAAAGCGGCCUCUUGGCUGGCUGUGCCAUGUAUGCGGUGCAUUUAUGGAAACUGAGUGGUGGACAUGUUCAGCCUGUGGGACAAUGAAAGCUAAUUCAUGAUUUGACUGUCUUAAUUAUCUGUUUUGGAGGAAUUACGAAUACUUAAACUUAUACCCUGAGCGAUGGUGUUAGGGAUUUCAAGAUCUGCCACGCAUUACAUAUGUACCAUGAAAUGUAUGAAAAUGACGAUUUGCUUCUAUACUUGAGUUAAGAACAUCUCUGGUCUUCUGAAAUUCUUGUUCUGUAUUUAUCAAUAAUGUACAUGCCUAUGUAUAUCCCACGUGACUUGAUAGAGUGCCGAUAUUGCCUGUGCGGCUACCCUAUGUUGUUAAUUCUGAGCGCCUGAGACUUCCUCAUCCGUCACAUGACCUAUCUAUUCCUGGAGUUAACUCAUAAUAGGAGUACAUAUGAUGAGAAGAUCAGUUACAAGC
Talaromyces proteolyticus is the source of this 1238-nucleotide messenger RNA. RefSeq lists its product as uncharacterized. The record is from RefSeq and is a predicted model, not a curated record. Lineage: Eukaryota; Fungi; Ascomycota; Eurotiomycetes; Eurotiales; Trichocomaceae. Bases 10 to 867 code for a protein of 285 amino acids. The transcript has a single exon.